Messenger RNA from Gossypium raimondii (Peruvian cotton), 2946 nucleotides. RefSeq names its product probable cyclic nucleotide-gated ion channel 20, chloroplastic. Bases 284 to 2596 code for a protein of 770 amino acids. Gene Ontology annotation, cellular component: membrane. Lineage: Eukaryota; Viridiplantae; Streptophyta; Magnoliopsida; Malvales; Malvaceae. The record is from RefSeq and is a predicted model, not a curated record. The transcript is spliced from 13 exons. Gene Ontology annotation, molecular function: monoatomic ion channel activity. Gene Ontology annotation, biological process: monoatomic ion transport; transmembrane transport.
UCUCUUUGUCUUCUCUACUUAUUAAAUUUCUCGGCUCUACACUUCACCCCACUCGACUUUUUCAAAGUCUCUUUUCUUUUUCUUCUUCUUCUCUUUCUUAAUAAUAAUGCACAUUCUCAGUCAGCGCUUUGAGUCAUUGCUUCUUCUUCUUACAUACACAACGCAAUACCUCCCUUCUCUUUCAGUUUUCUAAACGUAUUUUAUCAAAGGCAUCAAAUUCCUAAGUUUGGGUCUCUCUUCACCACUACCCAAUUCAGCUUUAACCAGAUUUAGUAUAUGAGAAAUGGCAAGUUAUGAUAAAGAUGAGGUUCCAAUGCUGUCAGAUACCUAUCCUCAGUCAUCAGAAAAUAAUCGGGAUUCUCAAUCUCAGACAUUUAUCUCCAGGACUCGGAGUGCUUCAAUUUCUAUCCCAUUGAACUCCAUGGAAUCGUAUCAAAAUACUCAUCUGGUAGGGCAUACUGGCCCCUUGAGGAAUGAAAGAAAAACACCAUUUAUCCAGAUGAGCGGUCCACUAUAUAUCAGUCGUAAGCCUGAAAAUUCUUUUCAACUAAAUCAAAGUACAGCGGCAGGCCAAAAAAUGAUGGAACCUAAGGCUGAAAAGUUUCCUUCCUUUAAUGGUAAGGAUGAAAAUGAUUGGCCAGAUAACAACUAUUCUGGCAAAAAUGAACAUUUACUGAGGUCUGGGCAACUAGGAAUGUGCAGUGAUCCUUACUGCACCACUUGCCCAACAUAUUACAAUUUCAAACCAGAACAACAGAAAAACUCAAGAGUUUCUGGCAUCUUUGAUACCAAGUAUGCUUUCUAUGGGGAUGCCAAAGGUUGGGCUAGGAGGUUGGUCUCUUUUCUGUGCUCUUAUGUUCCUGGUAUUAUGAACCCUCAUGCUAAAGUUGUUCAGCAAUGGAACAAAUUCUUCGUCAUUUCAUGCUUGAUGGCAGUUUUCAUAGAUCCACUGUUUUUCUUCUUGUUGUCUGUGCAGAAGGAGAACAAGUGCAUAGUCAUUGAUUGGCCUGCGACUAAACUGUUUGUCGGGUUAAGAAGUGUGACCGAUUUUAUCUAUAUGCUUAACAUGCUCCUUCAGUUCAGGUUGGCUUAUGUAGCUCCUGAGUCUACAGUAGUUGGUGCAGGAGAGUUAGUUGACCAUCCAAAGGAAAUUGCUUUCAAUUACCUUGGGGGAUACUUUUCUCUUGACUUGUUUGUGGUACUCCCACUUCCUCAAAUCAUGAUAUCAUUGGUCCUACCAAAACAUUUGGGAUCGUCAGGAGCAAAUUUUGCAAAAAAUCUUUUACGGACAGCCAUUCUUAUUCAGUAUCUUCCCAGAUUGUAUAGGUUUCUACCUUUCCUGGCUGGUCAGUCUCCAUUGGGAUUUAUAUUUGAGUCAGCAUGGGCAAAUUUUGUCAUAAACCUUCUCACUUUUAUGUUGUCUGGCCAUGUCGUUGGGUCAUCGUGGUACCUCCUUGGAUUACAGAGGGUUAAUCAAUGUCUUCGAAAUGCCUGUGGUAACUCAAAUAUCCGAAAUUGUAAGGAGUUUAUAGAUUGUGGCUCCGGGCAUUCUCCUAAUCGCAAUGUGCUGCCAAUUUGGACGAACAAUUCCAAUGUCUCUGCCUGCUUUACAGAAGAUGGAUUUUCUUACGGAAUAUAUGUACCAACUGUCAAUCUAACGACAGAACCAAGUAUUGUUACUAGAUAUGUAUAUUCAUUGUUUUGGGGAUUCCAGCAAAUCAGUACUCUGGCUGGAAAUCAAACUCCCAGCUAUUUUGUUUGGGAAGUUCUUUUUACCAUGGCCAUUGUCGGACUAGGCCUCUUGCUUUUUGCUCUUCUUAUCGGAAAUAUGCAGAACUUUCUCCAAGCACUGGGACGGAGGAGGUUAGAAAUGUCACUAAGACGUCGUGAUGUGGAGCAAUGGAUGAGUCAUCGACGCUUGCCUGUAGAGUUAAGAAGGAAAGUACGAGAGGCUGAACGAUAUAAUUGGGCUGCCACAAGAGGGGUAAAUGAAGAAGUGCUUAUUGAGAACCUACCUGAAGACCUUCAGAGAGAGAUAAGACGCCAUCUCUUCAAGUUUGUUAAGAAAGUUCGUAUAUUUGCUCUCAUGAAUGAUACUAUUUUAGAUGCCAUCUGCAAGAGAUUAAGACAAAAGAUCUAUAUUAAAGAAAGCUAUGUUUUGUCUCGUGGUUGUCUGAUUGAAAAGAUGGUUUUUAUUGUGCGUGGGACAAUGGAAAGUGUAGAAGAAAAUGGAAUAAGAAAUCCCUUGUCUGAAGGGGAUGUCUGUGGUGAGGAGCUUCUCAAUUGGUGUCUUGAGCAUUCUUCAGUAAACCGAGAUGUGAAGAAAAUCAAGCUUCCUGGACAGAGUUUGCAUAGUAUUAGUAGCCGAGAAGUUAGAUGUGUGACAAAUGUUGAAGCAUUUUCCAUUCGGGCUGCAGACCUACAAGAAGUUACCAGUCUGUUCCCUAGGUUCUUCCGCACUCCUCGAGUUAUAAGAGCCAUAAGGAAUGAAUCACCAUAUUGGAAAACCUUUGCUGCUAUUUGUAUUCAAGUAGCGUGGAGAUACAGGAAAAAACGUCUGAAUCGUGCCAAUACCUCUCAAUCCACUUGUUGUUGAGGAUUGUAUGUAUGUAUAUAUGUAUUUCAGCUUUUGCACCGUAUAAAUGUAAGCUUCAUUUGUAAUAAUAAUACAGUUAGGAAUAUUAAGAUAGAUACCCAAUCUUUGUAGGAAAUUUGUUGUAACUUUAUCACAGGAUUAUCUCCAAUUUAGCAUUGGGAGGAACAAAGAAUGAUCUGCAAGAUUGCUGUUUAGAUUUUCUUUUUAUAAAUGUAGCUAAUAUACGUGUAAAACUAUGUAAAAGGUUCCAAGUCAUAGCAUGUGAAAAUCUCAUGUAACUUGAACGAAGCUGAAGGUGAGGACUGUGCAGUAAUUUAUUUAUAAUAAAAACUUAGUUGGUUCAACUUAAA